AUGGUCACAACUUCGAUAGUGAAACUUGUACCCAAUGAAAAAGUGUUGAACAGGAAAAUGCCAGUUAUAGUUAUCAAAGAUUAUUCUUGGCGUCAAACUACAGAAUUUAUUAUACUAAAUAUACCUUUAAAAGGUCAUCCAAAAAAGAUUGAUGUAUUUGUAAUAGAUAAUUAUAUAAAGAUCAGUUUUCCACCAUUUAUAUUAGAAUUAUUUCUUUGGACUAAUGUUGUCGAAGAAGAAAGUAAAUGCACCUUAACUGAAGAAAAAGCAAUACUUACUUUGCGUAAAACAAAUAUUAGUUUGGACUGGCCUACCCUUGAAGUACAAGAUAUUAGUAAUGAUUAUAAACGAGACUGUCGUAAUCGUGCUUUAGAACAUGCUCAAAAGAUCGCCGAAGAAAAAACAAAACUCAAGAGUGAAAAACAUCAACAUUUACAAAAAGAAGCAGUGAAAGAUCAAAUCAAUAUAAACACGGCUACACUAAAUAAAAUAGAUGCAAUGCGAGACACACAUCGAAAAGAAGCUAUGCGGGAAUUUGAAGACUGGAGAUCAAAAGCUGAACUACCAUUUCUUCCUAAUGUUGAAGGAAAAGUACAAGAAAAUAGGAAAGCUUACAAACCGCCGUUGAAAUGGUUUGAAACUGUUGAUAAUACAUUAAAAUCACGAUCCAUGACUGAGGAAGAAAUAUGUAAUAAUAAUGUUACUAUAAAAGAAUUGGAAUCAAAAUCAAACGAGAAUUCAAAAAUUCUAGAAAUAAACAGAAACCAAGAAAAUAAUCUUAAAAUAAAAGUAUUAAAGAAAGAAGAUUUUCUCAAAAGUGACCCUAAUUAUUCUAAAGAUUCUGAAUCAGAUUAUGAAGUCUUAUCAUAUGAUUCAGUAAAAGCAACAAACAAAAAAGAAGUAGAUGAUGUUUAUAAGAAAGAGCAGAAAAAAAGACCGGGAUUGGAAGCUGUAAAAGCUGCGAUACGUGGUAAUGUUUUGAAAGGAACCAACAUAUUUGAAGAACCUUCGAAAUCGAUACCAUUACCAAGAAAAAUGGGUACGAUUAAUGUCACAUUUUCGGAAAGAAAGUUUCCAACACCAGCUAGGGAAAGUUCUCAUAUCGAGGAACAAAAAUGGUUACAAAAACAGGCAGAAGCAAGACGUAAAAUUGGCUUCGACGCGGAAGAUCUCCGGCUGGAAGAACGAGAUCCACAAUGGUUAAAGGAUAAAGGAGACGAUUUCUUUAAAGACGGAAACUAUCUUGCAGCUAUAAGUGCUUAUACGUAUGGGAUUAAAAUUAGCAGUGAAAUGGCAUCCCUUUAUGCGAAUAGAUCAGCAGCACAUUAUGCAUUAGAAAACUAUUAUAAAUGUAUGGAAGAUUGUUCUAAAGCAUUAGAAUUAAUGGAACCAAAAUGUGAAAGCAAUCGGGAGUCAAGGGCCAAGUGUCACGCUCGACGAGGCGCAGCACUUUGUAAAUUAUCCGCACCUCAGCAUGGUAUUCCUGAGUUAGAAGCUGCAUUGGUAUUGACACCGGACAAUGAAAGUAUAAAACGUGACCUGUUGGUCGCGAAACAAUACUUCGACAUGAAAGAUUAA
This is a messenger RNA of Eufriesea mexicana, 1578 nucleotides long. Its product is annotated as dyslexia susceptibility 1 candidate gene 1 protein homolog. The transcript has 7 exons. Bases 1 to 1578 code for a protein of 525 amino acids. Gene Ontology annotation, molecular function: protein binding. Gene Ontology annotation, biological process: outer dynein arm assembly; cilium movement; inner dynein arm assembly. The record is from RefSeq and is a predicted model, not a curated record. Lineage: Eukaryota; Metazoa; Arthropoda; Insecta; Hymenoptera; Apidae.